AUGGUGAAUAUUUGUUUUGCGCUUCCUGGUAUAGAAGAUAGCGCGCUUUCCGAUGGACUUGAUCUCGACGCAACUGUUAAAAGUUGGGCCCAGAGGAAGUUGGCGGUCGAAGAGGUGGAGGAGGAGCUUGAGCUCGAGAAGGACGCUUUCCUUCUGCGCCUUGUGCUCGCUCUCCUUGCACUCGUCCUCCAGCCUCUUCGUCCAGUUGAGUUCGAACCUUCAAGAUGGCGCGACUCCAAUGACACUUGA
Messenger RNA from Phytophthora nicotianae INRA-310, 249 nucleotides. RefSeq lists its product as hypothetical. NCBI's taxonomy places the organism in Eukaryota, Oomycota, Peronosporomycetes, Peronosporales, Peronosporaceae. The transcript has 2 exons. The coding region runs from base 1 to 249 and encodes 82 amino acids. The record is from RefSeq and is a predicted model, not a curated record.